AUGUUUGGUCGUAUUGAAUCAACCUAUGUUGGUAUAGGUCUUGCAUUACGUGUAUUUCUUUUCUUGCAAACAAGAAUAAGAAAUUAUUUUGAAGAUAGUGGAGAAUUUGUUACACCAUUAAAUUCAUGGAAAAGAGUUAUCGAAGGAAUUUAUUUACGAAAACUCAAUCUUUCACCAUUUGUUGGGUCGAUUGUUCAUGAAGUACGUUAA
Messenger RNA from Rotaria sp. Silwood2, 210 nucleotides. Lineage: Eukaryota; Metazoa; Rotifera; Eurotatoria; Philodinida; Philodinidae. The record is from the annotation of a GenBank genome assembly.